Molecule: messenger RNA, 3043 nt
Organism: Dromiciops gliroides (monito del monte)
Lineage: Eukaryota; Metazoa; Chordata; Mammalia; Microbiotheria; Microbiotheriidae
Gene: ALDH4A1
Product: aldehyde dehydrogenase 4 family member A1
Exons: 15
Coding region: 98-1786 (562 amino acids)
Molecular function (GO): L-glutamate gamma-semialdehyde dehydrogenase (NAD+) activity
Source: RefSeq, a predicted model, not a curated record
GGCCGCGCGGGGCUCGGGGCGCAGAGGCUUUAGAAGCGUCUCGCUCCAGGCAUUGCUAGUGCAGCUUCCGCCGCGCAGCCGCCGCCGACAGCUCGGGAUGCUGCCCCUGCUGCCCCCGCUCCGUCGCGCCCUGCUCUCCGGCCCCUGGCGGGCGGGGUUUCGAUGGCAGCGUGCUGCCUCCAUGAAAGUGGACAAUGAACCUAUCUUGGCAUUCACCCCAGGCAGCCCUGAGCGGACAGCCUUGCAGCAGGCCUUGAAGAACCUGGAGGAUAAGACAGAAGCCAUUCCAUGUGUCAUUGGUGAUGAAGAGGUGUGGACCUCGAAUGUGCAGUACCAGGUGUCGCCAUUUAACCACGGGCACAAGGUGGCCAAAUACUGCUAUGCUGACAAGGCCCUCCUCAACAAAGCUAUCGAAGCUGCCUUGGCUGCCCGGAAGGAGUGGGACCUGAGGCCCAUCUCAGAUCGGGCCCAGAUCUUUUUGAAAGCUGCAGACCUGCUGAGUGGCCCCCGAAGGGCUGAGAUCCUUGCCAAGACCAUGGUUGGGCAGGGCAAAACUGUGAUCCAGGCUGAGAUCGAUGCCGCUGCUGAGCUCAUUGACUUCUUCAGAUUCAAUGCCAAGUUCGCCAUGGAGCUGGAGGACGAACAGCUCAUUAGCGUCCCUCCCAGUACCAACAGAGUGCUCUACCGAGGCCUGGAGGGCUUUGUGGCAGCCGUCUCUCCCUUUAACUUCACGGCCAUUGGAGGCAACCUGGCAGGGGCUCCAGCCUUGAUGGGCAACGUAGUGAUGUGGAAGCCCAGCGACACAGCUAUUCUGGCCAACUACACCGUGUACAAAGUCCUUCGAGAGGCUGGUCUCCCCCCAAAUGUCAUCCAGUUUGUUCCGGCCGAUGGACCCGUCUUUGGAGACACGGUCACCAGCUCAGAGCACUUCUGUGGGCUCAAUUUCACUGGCAGCGUGCCGACCUUUAAACGCCUAUGGAAGCAGGUGGCGGACAACUUGGAUCGUUAUCGUACCUUCCCACGUUUGGCAGGAGAGUGCGGCGGGAAGAACUUCCAUUUCGUCCACAGUUCAGCGGAUGUGCCCAGUGUGGUGAGCGGGACGCUGCGCUCUGCCUUCGAGUAUGGCGGUCAGAAGUGUUCAGCCUGCUCUCGCCUCUAUGUCCCGGACUCACUGUGGCCCAAGAUCAAAGAGCAGCUCCUGAAGGAGCACAGCCGCAUGCGAGUGGGCGACCCUGCAAAGGAUUUUGGAACAUUCUUCUCUGCUGUCAUUGAUGCCAAGUCUUUUGGACGCAUUAAGAAAUGGCUGGAGCACAUCCGGUCCUCACCCAAUCUCAGCAUCCUGGCUGGGGGCCAGUGUGAUGACUCUGUGGGCUACUUUGUCCAGCCCUGCAUUGUGGAGAGCAAGGACCCUCGAGACCCGAUCAUGAAGGAGGAGAUCUUCGGCCCCAUCCUGACUGUCUACGUGUACCCAGAAGGCCAGUACAAGGAGACUCUGCAGCUGGUGGACAGCACCUCCCCCUAUGGCCUUACGGGGGCAGUGUUUGCUCAGGAUAAGAGCAUCAUCCACGAGGCCAUGAAGGUGCUGAGGAACGCAGCCGGCAACUUUUACAUCAAUGACAAGUCUACUGGUGCUGUGGUGGCUCAGCAGCCCUUUGGGGGCUCCCGGGCAUCAGGCACAAAUGACAAGCCAGGUGGCCCCCAUUACAUCCUCCGCUGGACCUCCCCCCAGGUCAUCAAGGAGACCCACGCUCCCCUUGGGGACUGGAAGUAUUCCUACAUGCAGUGAGCCCUGGGGGCUGGCUCCUUAUCCGUCCAAGCUACUGACCAGUUGUCUGCCUGCACUGUGAGCCCCUGACCUCCUCUCGCCCCUCUGUAGCCCGGGCCGAGCCUCUGGGGAAUGACAUCAGACCACGUGUGGGUGUACACGCGCACACACACACACACACACACACACACACACACACACAUACACACAUGCUCCUAAACUCCUGCCAGUUCUCCUAACUCAGUCUAUGGAAGCCACCAUCAUGUACGGACCCAGGGGGAGGACUUGGCAGGGCACUGAGUUGUGCAGCAUCAGGACGGUGCUGAUGGAUUGUCCUCCUCUGCCCUUCUGGAAGUGUAUAAGCUCUCACACAUAUUCGUCCCAGCCCCCACAGGGUUUUGUCCUCCAGGGCAGACGUAGGCUUACCUCCUCUUGUCCCAUAAGGGUUGUCGUUGAAUUUCACCAGAGCCUUAAGAACUGAAGGGGAAGGGUCCUUUUUCCCUCCUUCAUCUCAGAAAAUCACCCUUAGCUCAUGGUUCUCAGUGCUGGCUGCCUUCUCUCUCCUCUCUCUCUCUCCUCACAUGUGGGCACAUGAGGUAAAAGUAGAGCAUCCUUCCCUGCUCUCUGUAGGCCCUUUCCUACUUUACCUUAUGCCCAUCUGGAUGGGACCAGGACCAGGGAUCUGCCCCCUCAGGCAUUCCCAUCCACAGAACUCUUUACUGUGGGUGCAUCCUAGGAAAUAGUCUGAGGGGUUCAGCUGGCUCCUUCCUCCUUCCUUCUCUCUCCUGUGGUUUGGGGGUGAGGAAGGAAUGAAGUGGGGGUUAUGCCUUAUUCCUGAUCUUGUUAGCUAGAGUUUAGCUCCUGUCGCUGGGGCAGUGCUUCCAAAGAUGCCAGGCUCACCCAUGGGGAUGGAGAAGCCUGAAAUGUGCCUAUGGGGGAGUAGGCCCAGCACACCUCCCCAACCCCUCUAGCUCCCAAGAGCCGCUCAGGGUCCAUUGCCCUCGGAAUGUUCUGGGCCUCCAAAUGCAGACCACUUUGUGUGACCCUGGGGAUAUCACUUCAUUUCUGCCAUGGUUUCUACACCAGAUAAUUACCCAGUUAACCCUGGAUCCAUAUGGGGUAGCCAUUGAUCUGAGGGGAUCCUGAGACAUGAUUGGGUAUUUGGGCCCAAUUGAUUCUUGGGGUGCAAUGGAAAAGUCAACAGGAUGGCUGGUUCUCUAUGUCCUUGGGACAUGUUACUGUUUGCCGUCUUCCUCUGCGAUGGUACUUGGCUGGAAC